AUGGCUGCGAACCGGGUGGGGCGGCGCCUGGGACGGGCUUCGCCGGCGCGCCCGGCCGGGCUGUCUCCGGGGGGCGGCCGCGCGGCCGAGAGGACGCCCAGCCCGGGCAUCCAGCGGCGCCAGGCGAGGGUCACCGUCAAGUACGACCGGCGGGAGCUGCAGCGGCGCCUCGACACCGAGAAGUGGAUCGACGGCCGCCUGGAGGAGCUCUACCGGGGACAGGAAGCCGAGAUGCCGGACGAGGUGAACAUUGACGAUCUGCUGGAGAUGGCCGCAGACGAGGAGCGGGCCAAGAAGCUGCAGAGCAUCUUGGAGUCCUGCCACAAGGACACGGAGGACUUCAUCCAGGAGCUCCUGGGGAAGCUGAGGGGCCUCCGGACAGAGCACGUCCUCCGCCGGACCAGCCCCGACAGCGGAGGCGGCGGCAGCCGGGAGAGAGCGGAUCAGGGCCCGGGGAGCCCCGAGGAGCGAGUGUGAGAGCCGCCUGGUCUUGCGGAAGGCUUUGCCGAAAGCCUCAGGGGUGGACUCCUGGGGGAGGACGGGGGAGGGGGAAAUAGAGAGGUGAGGCUGCCGGCA
Podarcis raffonei (Aeolian wall lizard) is the source of this 576-nucleotide messenger RNA. It is a transcript of the gene PPP1R14A, whose product is annotated as protein phosphatase 1 regulatory inhibitor subunit 14A. Gene Ontology annotation, biological process: regulation of phosphorylation. The coding region runs from base 1 to 477 and encodes 158 amino acids. The record is from RefSeq and is a predicted model, not a curated record. Gene Ontology annotation, cellular component: cytoplasm. The transcript has 4 exons. Gene Ontology annotation, molecular function: protein serine/threonine phosphatase inhibitor activity. NCBI's taxonomy places the organism in Eukaryota, Metazoa, Chordata, Lepidosauria, Squamata, Lacertidae.